AUGACGUACGUGCAGCUAAGGCCACCCCCCCCCCCCCCCGUGCUGAGAUUACUACUCACGGACCUCCUAGGGCGACGGAGUGUGCUGUUGGCCCUGGCCACCGCCAGCGCCUCCACGACCACCACCACUGCCACCACCUCCUCGACCACCCCAACCCUUGCCGUCGCCGCGCCCAUCGCCACCCCCACUACCUCCUCCGCCCCGGCCACCUCCCCCGCCGCUGCCGCCACCCCCCCCCACCGCUGCCACCUGCCCCUCCAGUCGCGCCACCACCCCCACCACCACCACCUCCCCCACCACCGCCUCCCCCGCUGUCACCGCCACCGCCCUUGCCCCCUUUGCCCUUGCCGCUGCGGCGCCCGCUCGAAGCAGACGCAGUCCCGACCUUCUCAGUACCAAGGAGGUCGACAGCAGCAGCAGAGGCGACAGAGGGAAGAAGGGGGGAAGGAGAACACCCCUCAAAGAACGGGAGAGUUGCGAAUAGCGAAACGAGCGUGGGCGUCACGAGUCUGCCACUGUGAGCGGGCAGUGCUGUCUGCAGUAGCAGCAGGAGCAGUAGCGUGGCCUAGGGCGUGA
This is a messenger RNA of Closterium sp. NIES-65, 576 nucleotides long. The record is from the annotation of a GenBank genome assembly. NCBI's taxonomy places the organism in Eukaryota, Viridiplantae, Streptophyta, Zygnematophyceae, Desmidiales, Closteriaceae.